Pelagomonas calceolata is the source of this 2451-nucleotide messenger RNA. The record is from the annotation of a GenBank genome assembly. NCBI's taxonomy places the organism in Eukaryota, Pelagophyceae, Pelagomonadales, Pelagomonadaceae.
CGGCUCAAAGCGCCGGAGUCCGCUGCACCGGCCUAGUCGAGCCUAGGGCUGAUAAUUCGACACGUGCGUAUAGCAUUUGACGUGGUGUGAAGCGCUGGGGGCGGAUCGAAGCAUUGGGGGACCACUGCAGACUGCUCUCACUGGCAGCCCGCUGGCCUGCACUCACCGCAGCAAAAAAGCGAUGGCCGCGGCCGCCGCCUGGCGCGCCGCGCGGCAGAAGACCGCAACAUCAUUACUCGCAGCAGCACCGACGGAGCGCUUCGAGGCCUUCGUCCGUAAAUGGGCCGAAUCCGACGACGAGCCCUACGCCGCGCGGGGCCAGACGUUGCGGGCCCGCGGCGACUACCCGGGCCUGAGCGAGCGCCCGGCGUGGCCGCGGCCGGCGUGGGCCGAUGAGUUAGAAGCACACGCUGAUAUUAUCGCCGCCGAGUACGUCGCCGCGUCAAACACUGUGGAACUUGCACCUUAUUUUGGCGGAGAUUAUGGAGACGACUACGCCGGUUUGGACAUCGCGAAACAAGGAGAAAUUAUGCCGGGCGCUCGUAAACAAUUCCCGGAAACGAUCAAAGCGCUCGAGCACGUUUCAGGUGAAGACCCCGUCGGCGCGACGCGCCUCGCCUUCUUCGCGCGGCAAGGACCGCAGUCGCACGUGCCGCCCCACUCGGACAUGGUGAACUUCUUGUUGACGUGCCACCUGGGGGUCGCCGUGCCCGAGGACUGCCGCCUCUUCUUCACGACUUCCAGGGAAGCGUCUCCAAUAGAGUGGGCCCGCGGCGCGCUCGCGCCGCCGCUGCAGACGUCCUUCGAGCACGCGGCCUUCAACGACUCGGAGCGCGAGCGCGUCGUGCUCUUCUUCGACGUGUUUCAUCCCGAGCUCUCGCGGGAGGAGCGCGUGGCGCUCGCGGACUUUGAGUCGAGAAGACGCGCCGACGAGGAGGCGUUCUGGGGCGGCGACGAUCGCGCGGCCCCCGGCGGCGAUGACGCUGCGUCGCUGUUUGCAGAGGCUGCGCGGCUCCGACGGGAGGCCGCGGAGGCGGAGCGAGACGCGGCGCGGCCGCCGGUCGCGGCGCCGCCGCGACGGACGUUUAGCACCGAUGUUUCGAGGCCCCGACAAAACGCGGCGGUCGCCGCACCACGCCGGGCGUUCGGCACUCUGUCGAAGCCUGCACAAGUGGACGACCUGCUACGGACGCGGCUCGCCUUGUCUAAGGCGGAGCUGGAAAGGGUGGCGCGGCAUCUGCUCGUGGGAGCGAGAGCUGCCGUCGCGCCGAAGCUGGAUUGGUUCCAGACGCGCCUCGAGCUGGACGCGGGGCAACUGAAGAGGAUGGUUGUGACGCAUCCGUCGUUGCUGAAUCUAGGCGUCGAGGAGACCCUGGCGCCGACGCUCGACUGGCUCCAGCGCCGCCUCGGUCUGGACGCGGCGCAGUUGAGGAAGAUGGUUCUGAGGCUUCCGCCACUGCUGGGGUACAGCGUCGAGGACACCAUGGAGCCGAAGCUCGACUGGCUCCAGCGACGCCUCGACCUGGACGCGGCGCAGCUGAAGAAGGUGGUGGUGCCGUUUCCGGCUCUGCUGGGCUACCGCGUCGAGGACAACCUGGCGCCGAAGCUCGACUGGCUCCAGACGCGCCUCGACCUGGACGAUGCGCAACUCAAGAAGAUGAUUCUAACGUCCCAGUCGCUGCUGGGCUACAGCGUCGACGACAACAUGAAGCCGACGCUCGGGUGGUUACGGACGCGCCUCGAACUCAGCGACGCGGGGCUGAAGAGGAUGGUCCUGGCGCUCCCGCCCCUGCUGGGUUUAAGUGUUGUGGACAACGUCGCGCCGACCCUCGCCUGGCUCCAGAGGCGGCUCGACUUGGGCGACGCGGGACUGAGGAAGAUGGUCGUGGCGUAUCCGACGCUGCUGGGGUUAAGGAUAGAGCGCAUGGAGUCGAACUGCGCCUGGCUGGAGCGGCGCCUCGGUUUGGAUGAGAAGCAGUUGGCGAGGGUCGUCGUGGCGAGUCCGCCUUUAUUGUACCUCAGCGUCGAUGAUAAUUUAAAGCCGAAGCUCGACUACUUGCUACGGGCGACGGGCCUCUCUUCAUCAGAACUUCGCGACCACAUCAUCAGAAUUCCCGCCAUCCCGAGCUACAGCCUCGAGCGGCGCUACCGCCCGCGCGUCGAGGCGUGUCUCGCGGCCGGCGUCGACCCGGCCUACGUCCUGACCUCGGCGCCGUAUACGGACGAGAAAUUCGACGCGCGGCUCGGGCUGAAGAGGGACGUCGUCGUCGCGACGGCGUCGGAGCGCGCGACGACGGGCAUUUAGCUCCAGGGCUGCACGGACGAGUUUGCCACGUGCUCGGCCACGAGCUCGGCCUCACCCUGACGGGAUGUACCCCUAGAAUGUACCCCGACCAACGCCCCGCCGACGCGAAGCUCUGCAAAAAUAGCAGUGUAAGUCUGUUGUGAUUU